UAAAGAAGAGAAUGAGGAGAGUGAAGUGGAGGAGAAACAUCAUGUCAGACCUGAAGAGAGUCGCUCAAAAACUACAAAUAUUUUUUUAAAGGAAAGAAGUGAUCAAUGCGGCAAAACAUUUCUCGUGUCAUCAGACCUGAAGAAACACCUGGCAGUUCAUACGAAGGAGAAGCCGCAUUCAUAUUCUUUAUGUGGAAAGAGUUUAAAAUCGCAUCAGCAAACACAUACUGGUGUAAAAGGUCAUGUGUGCUUUGAGUGUGGGAAGUCUUUUACUUGGGCAAAACAUUUAAAACUGCACCAGAGGAUCCACACUGGAGAGAAACCUUAUCAGUGUUCACACUGUGACAAGACGUUCAGUUGGUUAGCACAUCUGAAAACACAUGAGCAGGUCCACAGCAGAGAGAAAACACACGCGUGUGAUCUGUGCGGGAAGAGCUUUGCAUGCAAAAAAUAUUUAAGGGUCCAUAUGAGGAUCCACAUGGGAGAAAAGCCAUACGUGUGUGAUCAAUGUGGAAAGAGUUUCACUCAAUCAUCACACCUUAAAGAACACAUGAGGAUCCACACCGGAGAAAAGCCGCACGCAUGUCAUCAGUGCGGCAAAACAUUUCUUAGGACAUCAGCUCUGAAGAAACACCUGGCAGUUCAUACGAAGAAGGAGAAGCCGCAUUCAUGUUCUGAAUGUGGAAAGAGUUUUUCACAGCUGAAAAGUUUAAAAUUACAUCAGAAAUUUCACAACACCGUGAGAGAUCAUGUGUGCUUUGGGUGUGACAAGACUUUUUCGUUGGUAAACCAUUUAAAACAGCACCAGAGGAUCCACACUGGAGAGAAACCUUACAAGUGUUCACACUGUGACCAGAGAUUCAGUCAGUCAGCAAAUCUGAAAACACACGAGAGGAUCCACAGCGGAGAGAAACCGCACACGUGUGAUCAGUGCGGGAAGAGUUUCAGUCAGUCAGCAAAUCUGAAAAGACAUGAGAAGAUCCACAGCGGAGAGAAGCCGCACACGUGUGAUCAGUGCGGGAAGAGUUUCUCAUUAAAAAACUAUCUUGAUGUUCACAUGAGAAUCCACACUGGAGAAAAGCCGUAUGCAUGUGAUCAAUGCGGCAAAACAUUUCUCGUGUUAAGAGCCCUGAAGAAACACCUGGCAGUUCAUACGGGGGAGAAGCCAUAUUCAUGUUCUGUGUGUGGAAAGAGUUUUUCACUGCUAAAAAGUUUAAAAUCGCAUCAGAAAACACAUACUGGUGUGAGAGCACAUGUGUGCUUUGAGUGUGGGAAGACUUUUACUUUAGCAAGCUAUUUAAAACUGCACCUGCGGAUUCACACUGGAGAGAAACCUUACAAGUGUUCACACUGCGACAAGAGAUUCAGUCAGUUAUCAAAUCUGAAAACGCAUGAGAGGAUGCACGGCGGAGAGAAACCGCACACGUGUGAUCAGUGCGGGAAGAGUUUCGCUUUUAAAAGUCGUCUGAAGCUACACACGAGGAUCCAUGCAGUGGAGACACUGAGCAAUAAAGUCUCUUCGGUGUAAGUUAGUUUCCUAACAGCCAAAAUUAGUGACUGGACAUUUUGUUGGUUGCUUGGAAAGUAUCUCGUUAUUAUGAGAAAGUAUGUUAUUAUUAUAUAUAUUAGAAAGUGUCUCGUUCUCUUUAUAGUGACUUACAUGUUGAUAUAUAUAUAGGUAAAACACUAUAAUAACUUUCAAUAAUAAAUCAUCAACAAACAUUAGAUAAUGCUUAACGGAUUAUUAGUUCAUAUAUUCACUUAUCG
This is a messenger RNA of Sinocyclocheilus anshuiensis, 1767 nucleotides long. Its product is annotated as zinc finger protein 665-like. NCBI's taxonomy places the organism in Eukaryota, Metazoa, Chordata, Actinopteri, Cypriniformes, Cyprinidae. Gene Ontology annotation, biological process: regulation of immune system process; regulation of cytokine production; negative regulation of transcription by RNA polymerase II. Gene Ontology annotation, cellular component: nucleoplasm. The transcript has a single exon. The record is from RefSeq and is a predicted model, not a curated record. The coding region runs from base 467 to 1528 and encodes 353 amino acids. Gene Ontology annotation, molecular function: RNA polymerase II cis-regulatory region sequence-specific DNA binding; DNA-binding transcription repressor activity, RNA polymerase II-specific.